AUGGCGUUCCUCUUCAAAUCCAAGAAGAAUCAGGAUCGAGCCCUUGCAAGCCGCGAUGGAAACUCGGGUGGUGGUUCCCAAGGUUCCAUUCAGAGCCAGCGUGAGAGGAUAGCCAGAGAAGAAAAGAGCGGUACCCAGCGCUCGACGCCGACGGGCAGCUUGAACUCAAUCGAUCGCGAUGGCAGUGCCGGAGCUGGAAGCCCCGACCAAGGCUAUGGCCGCCAGCGAGGUCCCAGUGUAGACCAGACACCGUCGCAACCACCUUCAAGCGAUCUACCCAACCAAUUGCCUCCUCAACAACAAAUGACGAACCCUAAUGCGUCGCUGUAUCCUUGGUCGCAACGACGUUUGACUUACACAUCCUCACAUCCGAGCCCCUUUCCUAGGUAUGGAGCCGCUGUCAAUUCCGUGUCGUCCAAGGAGGGUGAUAUCUACGUGAUGGGAGGUUUAAUCAACAGCUCAACGGUCAAGGGCGACCUGUGGAUGAUUGAGGCUGGGCAGAACAUGGCCUGCUACCCUCUGGCAACGACCGCCGAGGGACCGGGACCAAGAGUCGGCCACGCAAGUUUACUUGUUGGCAACGCCUUUAUUGUCUACGGCGGUGACACCAAAGUCGAUGAGAUGGAUGUUCUGGACGAGACACUGUACCUUCUCAACACCUCUACGAGGCAAUGGUCGCGAGCCUUGCCUGCCGGUACCAGACCGUCUGGUCGCUAUGGCCACUCACUGAACAUUCUCGGAUCCAAAAUCUACAUUUUUGGUGGUCAGAUUGAGGGUUAUUUCAUGAACGAUCUCGCCGCCUUUGACCUGAACCAGCUGCAGAUGCCCAACAAUCGAUGGGAGAUGCUUAUUCAGAACACCGACAGUGGUGGACCUGCCGUCGGCAAGAUUCCCGCUGCUCGAACCAACCAUUCCGUAGUGACAUUUAACGACAAAAUGUACCUUUUCGGUGGCACCAACGGUUACCAAUGGUUCAACGACGUCUGGAGUUACGACCCCGCCACAAACGAGUGGACACAACUGGACUGUAUCGGUUAUAUCCCAGUCCCUCGCGAAGGACACGCUGCAGCCAUAGUCGACGAUGUAAUGUACAUCUUUGGUGGUCGUACGGAGGAGGGUGUCGACUUGGGAGAUUUGGCCGCUUUCAGAAUCACCUCACGCCGCUGGUACACUUUCCAGAAUAUGGGACCGUCGCCCUCUCCUCGAUCUGGCCACAGCAUGACAACUGUCGGCAAGGCUGUGGUGGUCGUUGGAGGUGAACCAAGCUCAUCCCCGGCUAGCGUUGGGGAUCUCGGAAUAGUCUACAUGCUCGAUACCACAAAGAUUCGUUACCCGAACGACGCCCAAGCCGCACAACAGCCCGGCGGACAGCAGCGGAUACCACAAGCAAGACGACCCAGCGCCGCAGCUGAAACGAGGAACCUGCUGUCCCGAGAUGGUUCUACUGGCCCUCCUGAACAAAAGAGGCUUGCUGGAGGGGCGGCUCGCGACCCCUCGGCUAUCAAUAGCCCUACCAAUGGAGUGCGAGGAUCACCCAAUGGUAGCGACGGAAGUCCUGCAGCCGUCAACAUGUCGAAGCCCCCAAUGUCCGCAGCUGCUUCACCUCCCGCUGGGCCGCCUCCUCAAGGUCCGACGCCUGCAAAGCCGUCGGUGCAGACUGGCAACUUGGGCAGGGUUCGCGGCCAAUCCUCAGAAAGAGACGGCUCCGUUGGCGGCUCGCCACGAGUUGCGGCGAGUCAAUCGCCUGUGAUUCGAGAGGUUAAGGAGCCAGCUUCCAAGGACGCGGAGAGCCCGGUCGCCAACGGCCGACGAACUCCUCAGCAAGUCGCGAGGUCUGGCUCCAGCUCAAAGUCUGAUUCUGCGCCUUCUGAAUCUUCUAAACCCAGGUCAAGGCAAGGCAGCAGGUCUCAGACCUCUGUGGAUAGUACGACCGAGCCAGCUUUGAAAGCAAUGGCAACACAGCAAGCACAAGUGAAGCCUACGCCUCCACUUCAGGCGCCGCCGCCGCAACAACCGCUGCCCCAACAGCAACAACCUCCUCAGCAGCAACUACCGCAGCCCCCAGUGCAGCAACAACAACUACAGCAACAACAAGCCGUUCGCCCUGCUUCACCACCGCCUCCUACGCGACAAGUUAGCAACCCAAUGUCUCGAAGGUCUUCAGGGCGCAAUUCACAGACCGUCGCAUUGCUAAAGGAGUUGGAUACAGCUAGAAACCGCAACGCUUGGUAUGCCUCAGAGCUUGAGUUGGCCCGCAAGGCUGGAUAUGUUCCCAACGCGAGCCUUAGCCCCGUUCUUGACAGCAGGGCAACUGAAACUUUUGACGAUGAAGACAAGCCCUUGAUCGAGGCACUUUUAGCUAUGCGAACCGAGCUCGCUAAUGUUCAGGCCUCUGUUGACAAGCAGGCUGUACUCGCUGCAAGGCAGAUCGCAGAAGCUGAGAAGCAGCGAGACGCUGCCAUUCAAGAAGCGGUGUAUGCGAAGGCAAGACUUGCAGCCCAAACGGGCGGUAGCGUUGCAAGCACUCCUCAACUGGAUGGCGAACGUGAUGUCGACGACCGUUCCACGGAGAUAAGCAGGAAGUUGGCCUCUGCCCUCAACUAUCAGAAAGAUCUACAGGCACAGCUCGAGAUGAUGAAAUCGGAACUCGACGCUGAGCGACGCGCCCGCCAACUGGCCGACGACACCACGAAUGCCUCCCAGAAGCGCAUGAGCGAACUCGAGUCCUACAAAACGAUGACUUCCACGGAGCUCGAACAACUCAAAGCCGAACUGCACAUGGUCCAGAAAGAGGCAAGGGAGCAGGCGGUUCAGUACACGGAAGCCAUGGCUGCCGUCCAGCUCAUGAAGGUUGAGAAAGAGGAUUUUGAGACCAAGUACAACAAAUCCAUCGGGAACUCCAAGGAGCAGAACGAGACUUUUGACUCCCUGCGCGAGGCCAUGGCGGCCUCCGCUGAGAUGAAGGCGCUCCUCGAAAACAAGCUCGAGGAGGAGCGUUCGCAGAGGGAGAAACUCGAGUCGAAGCUCAACAAGCUGAAGGCUGAGCACGAAACACGCACGGCAGAGCUUGUUGCGGCGACUCAGCGACUGCGCGAUUCUGAAGAGAUUGCUGAGAAGCAUGCAAAAGAGGCCAAACUCCAUCAGCAGGCAGUACUCGCCGGCUUCGAUAAGGUCACCGCAAGAGACGUUGGAUCCGACAGCAAGGCCGACACUGAGAGACUUAAGGCGCUGCAGGCCCAACUCAACGCAGCCAACGCUUUGGUCAAGAAGUACCAACAAGAGGCGGAUGCCGCUGCUGACAAGCUUCGCACUGCCGAGGAGCGCAUCGCUGGCUUAGAGGUGUACCAGGAGCAAUCCAGUCGUGAAGGCGUGGCAAUCAGAAGGCAACUCCAGGCGGCUCUGCGGGACACUCAGUCUCUGCAGGCUAAGAACUCGGACUUGAAGCACCAGCUUCAGAACCAGCAGCUAGAGACCAACGCAAUGACUGUGCAGCACAACACCUUGAAGGACAUUCUGGUCGAACGUGGUAUCAGCCCCACCGGCAUGUCGCGGACCCGCAGCAUUGGCAGCCCCCGCAUGAACACCCCAGACCAAGUACGCAUCCGGGAUCUCGAGGAUCAACUCAACGCUGCCCUGUCCGCCCACGAGGAGAACGCCCAGCGCAGCGCGGCUCAGCAAGAGGCCAGCGAAGCUGCCUAUCGUGAAAAGCUCACUCAGCUCGAGAACGAUUAUCAGUCUGCUGUGCACUACGUUAAGGGCACCGAAAAGAUGCUCAAGCAGCUGAAGGAGCAACUUUCUAGGUACAAGGCGGAGAACACCAAGCUCAAGUCCGAGAUUGAUGAGCUUGAAGAGCGUGUCGAGGCGUCCGCUGCAAAGACUGGAAAUGCCCCCGCCAAUUGGGAGAGCGAACGCCACAUCUUGCAAGAAAAGAUUGAGGCUCUCGAGGAAGAGCUGCAGGCUUCUACCGAAAAGCUCGAGAACCAGCUGAACGCGGUCAGAAAGGAACUGGAGGAGAGCAAGAAGCAACGCGAGGGUGCUCUUAAGGAUGCCGAGGAGGCUUCUCGCAAGCUUGCCGCCAACCGCCGUGACCUGGAGGAGCUCCAACAAGAGAAUACGCUUCUGGAGCGCCGAGCCCAGGAUGCCGAGGAGAAGGUCUCUCUCCUUCUAGAUCAAGUUGAGACCUCGGUCGACAGCUACCGCCGACAGAGCAGACAAGCACCGAGCAUGUCUUCCGAGUUGACGGAGAGGGGCGCCAACGGCACAAACAUGGGCCAUCAGCGCCAGGAUAGCUCAGAUGUGGACAGCACCUACGGGGCUGUCUCGGGUGGAGUCGAUGGACGCAACAGCACAGCCUUGGACAAUCUAGCAAACGAGCUCGAGACUCUGCGAACCCAUUGGGAAGCUACCAACAAGAAUUACCGCCUGAGCAACACUUUCGACUUCGAGGGCGCCGCAACCCCCACACGUAAGGACGAAGAAGUCGGAAUGGGCCUUAGCGAAAGCCUGGCUGACUGGCGCAAGCGACUUGAUGUGGACGAGCAAACAGAGAAUGAUAGAGCGAAAACGAAAAGCCGACCUGACAGGCCUUAG
Messenger RNA from Colletotrichum spaethianum, 4590 nucleotides. RefSeq names its product tip elongation aberrant protein Tea4. Gene Ontology annotation, molecular function: protein binding. Bases 1 to 4590 code for a protein of 1529 amino acids. The transcript has 4 exons. The record is from RefSeq and is a predicted model, not a curated record. Gene Ontology annotation, biological process: regulation of cell shape. Lineage: Eukaryota; Fungi; Ascomycota; Sordariomycetes; Glomerellales; Glomerellaceae.